CAAAAAGAAAGCUAAAACAAAAGCAAAAGCACAAAAAACACUUCCAUUCUCAAAAGCAAAAAAAAUGAUAGAAGAACGCCGAGGCCCUCCUCACGGCGUCCUCCUAGCGGUGGUGGUGGUGGUGCUAGUGGUGGUGCUUCCGACACUUCUCGGUGACCAAGGUGGUGAAGCCAUAACAGAUUUCAUUGCCGACCUUCUGAGCCCAGUAGGUCUCCUCCUCCUACCCAUUGUCCUCCUCCUCACCAUCCAAUUCCUCUCUUCCGACAGUGGCUCUUUCAUCGCCGGCAUAUUCUCCACCGGCGAGCCCGACACCAUUCACCGGGUCAGCGGGUCACCCGUCGGCGUUGCUCUCUUUCUUGUUCUCAUUUUGUUCCUUCUCUACAACCGGGUCUCCAUCUUCGGCGGCGACGAUGAUUCCGGUGAUUAAUGUGUGUGUUUUGAUUGAUGCUUUGAUCUGUUUUCUUUGCUUCUUGAUUAUUGUAUACGUAUACAUUAUUGGGUAUAUAUAGUGUACGGACGUACGUAGAGAGCUGAGUUCAUGUUUGAACAUGGGAGGUGAUUUUAAAUUACCGGAGUACCCAGAUGAGUAAACGCAGCUGAGUUGGAUAUUUUGAGGGUAUUGUAGUCAUUGAGAAUCUCUGUGCCGACAUUUUUCAUGUAAUUUAUGAAAUUACAUUUUAAUUUAUGUAAUUUUUCAUCUAAUUAUGUAUAAGAUUUGGGAGAUUAUUUCUGUAUUUUUGAGAUCUGAUGGAGGAAUGUCAUUCUUGUCGGUAUCAUUUUUAUGUUGUGUUAUUUUUG
Messenger RNA from Ilex paraguariensis (yerba mate), 798 nucleotides. The record is from the annotation of a GenBank genome assembly. NCBI's taxonomy places the organism in Eukaryota, Viridiplantae, Streptophyta, Magnoliopsida, Aquifoliales, Aquifoliaceae.